Messenger RNA from Camelina sativa (false flax), 1268 nucleotides. The record is from RefSeq and is a predicted model, not a curated record. NCBI's taxonomy places the organism in Eukaryota, Viridiplantae, Streptophyta, Magnoliopsida, Brassicales, Brassicaceae.
AUUCCGGUUUACCAGGACACCGAGGUUCGAGUUUCUUCUGUUAAGAAGCUUCAAUGGCGGAAAUUUCCAAAUUUCCUCGAAAGAAGUAGGUAUAAUCUGGUUCGCAGAGAUCUUGGAAUUGGAAGAUUGUGAGAUUCUGAGAAUUUGAAGUGAUGGGUAUAUUGAGUUACGCCGUCGCCGGCGGUGGAUUUGCAGUAAUCGGAGCUUGGGAGUCACUCGACUCAUCGAACCUGGAUCCGAAUCCAUCUACUGGUACUACUGAUCCAUCUUCUUCCCCGAUGGCUCAGAUCAGUCGUUCGUCGCCGAAAUCUGUUGGAUCAUCUUCCAUCCCCGUAGCUUUGCUUUCGUCUCUGUUUAUAGCCAACUCGAUAUUCUCCUUCUUCAGCUCAAUCGGAUCCCACGAUCGGGUCGGGUCGAUGAUCCAGUUACAGAUCCUGGCUGUGGCAGUACUAUUCCUAGUGUACGCCAUACUAACAUAUCUGGUCAACUCCAAAAACGCAGUCUUUGUUUCUCUACCGUCUUCGAUUACGACUCUGUUGCUUCUCUUCGGCUUCGUCGAGGAGUUCUUGAUGUUCUACCUUCAAAAGAAAGACGUUUCUGGAAUCGAGAAUCGCUAUUACGAUCUCAUGCUCGUACCCAUUGCGAUCUGCGUCUUCUCCACGGUGUUUGAGCUCAAAUCUGACGCCAACAACACGCAUCGUUUCGCCAGAUUAGGUCGUGGGAUCGGUCUGAUUCUGCAAGGAACUUGGUUUCUGCAAAUGGGUAUAUCGUUUUUCACCGGUUUGAUUACUAAUAAUUGUUCGUUUCACGGGAAGAGCAGAGGCAAUUUCACGAUCAAAUGCAAAGGACACGGUGAUUUUCACAGAGCCAAAGCUAUAGCAACUCUUCAGUUCAACUGUCACUUGGCUUUGAUGGUGGUUUUGGCUACUGCAUUGUUCUCUGUUGUUGCGAACAAGAAAGGUUAUCUCCGUGAAGAUCACUCGAUAUAUCGGCCUCUCGGAGCUGAGAUGGAGAACUUAAGUACUUUCACCCUCGAUUCUGAUGAAGAAGACGAGAUUCGAGAAGAGGGACACGUUACUAAGGAAGCUGGUCUUAAUGGAAUCAGCUCACAUGACUGAAGGUAGAUACAAUACAAAUCAAAGUUUCAGACUUUUUAUUUUUUUCUGGUUUAGUUUUUGUCCAUUUUAGAAAUUGUUGUUGGUCAAUGGGAGGAUAAAAAUGAUAUGUAAUCAAACACACGAGAUAAUAAUGAUGUUGAAUCAUUUGCA